This is a messenger RNA of Trichoderma virens Gv29-8, 1956 nucleotides long. RefSeq lists its product as uncharacterized. The transcript has 2 exons. Bases 1 to 1434 code for a protein of 477 amino acids. Gene Ontology annotation, molecular function: mRNA binding. The record is from RefSeq and is a predicted model, not a curated record. Gene Ontology annotation, biological process: regulation of gene expression; regulation of RNA metabolic process. NCBI's taxonomy places the organism in Eukaryota, Fungi, Ascomycota, Sordariomycetes, Hypocreales, Hypocreaceae. Gene Ontology annotation, cellular component: nucleus; cytoplasm.
AUGUCUGCCUCACCACCACAACCGACUCAAUCGGCCAAGCGCCCCCUCGAAGAGGCUUCCUCGCCCUCCCGAGCCACCGACCAGCCUGAGGCCAAGCGACCUGCCUUGGACAAGGUGUCCAAGAAUGACGAAGAGACGGAAAAGCUCGAUCUUGCACCUGAACCACCCGUCGAGACUGCGGAGCAGAACGGCGAAGAGAGUGCCAACGGCGUCGCCGCAACUGAGGAAUCGACCACCGCAACCGAUGCUGGCACCGAUACCAAGGCGACUCCAACUGUAGCGAUAUCAACUGCGGCCUCGUCUGCUGUGGCGGCCUCGGCUGCCGCUCAUGACGAGAGCUCAUGGAUCCAUAUUCGAGCAGUCAUCUCUAGUCCGGAGGCUGCUACCAUCAUCGGCAAGGGCGGUGAGAACGUAUCUAACAUUCGAAAAAUGUCCAAUGCCAAGUGCACUGUCAGCGACUAUCAAAAGGGAGCUGUUGAGCGCAUCUUGACCGUUAGUGGCAUCGUUGAUGCAGUUGCCAAGGCUUUUGGUUUGAUUAUACGAACAUUGAACAAUGAGCCGCUCAACGAGGCAUCCACUGCCUCCUCCAAGACCUACCCCCUCCGCCUUCUGAUUCCCCAUAUCCUGAUCGGUUCUAUUAUUGGCAAAGGCGGUUCUCGUAUCCGGGAGAUCCAGGAAGCGUCCGGCGCCCGGCUGAAUGCCUCAGACUCAUGCCUCCCCAUGUCGAGCGAGCGUUCCCUCGUUGUGAUGGGCGUUGCUGACGCAGUACACAUUGCCACUUAUUAUGUCGGCAGCACUCUACUUGAGCAGCUCAAUGAGCGAUUCGGCGGGCCAGCCGCGUCUGCAUAUGCGACCAGAAGCGGCGCUCCCGUGGGAUCUAUCCCUGGCGGUAUGCAAGUGGUCCCUUACAGCCCCCAGCCAGCAUCGGGACACUACGGGCGAGCAGAGAACUACGGCCGGCAUCAGGAGCGCCGACCUCAUCACAUGCCACCUGCGCCGUAUCCCCAGCCAUACCCUCAUGGUGCUCCUCACGGUGCUCCGGCGAUUCCCAUGCAAUACGGCGCAGGUCAGCCUGCCGCCGCCUAUGGAGCGGCCGCACCUCACGUACAGCCACACAUGGCACCCCAUACCGGCCCUCAGCCGCAUGGUGCCCCCCAGGGCCAGCCCAUGCACGCCGGCAUGCCAGGAACAGGACCAAUCACCCAGCAAAUCUACAUUCCCAACGACAUGGUUGGUGCCAUCAUUGGCAAGGGAGGGCAGAAGAUCAAUGAGAUACGACAGAUGAGCGGCAGCGUGAUUAAGAUUAACGAGCCCCAGGACAACAGCAACGAGCGGCUAGUAACAAUUACGGGAACGGAAGAGUGCAACCGCAUGGCCCUCUACAUGCUGUACUCUCGACUUGGUGAGACGCAAAACCGAUCCACGGGAGCCUAAGCUUCUAACCAGUAGCGAGCGACAGAAUCGGAAAAGCACCGUAUUUAACCACUUGCAGCGGCGACGAGAACGACAAGGUUGCUGCGCCUUGGAAUAUAGGCGAGAACUAGGAGGCCAAAGUAGUGAUGAAGCUGACGAACGAUGAGGCAAGGGAUCUGGGUCGGACUGGGUGCACUGUAUUAAGGUGUUGAUAAGGGAUCAAUGAGAUGCUAUAUGAUGAUGGCAGCUACAGAUACUCGGUUUAUUUUUUAUUUUACUUUUUCUUGAUAUUCUAGUUUUCAACCAUUUCUUUGGCAGUCUAGAAUCGGAAUCUCUACUGUGACUGGGGGUGAUCUAGGGGUGGAAGGAGGCGAGGCAAAGACUGAUGAAGACUAGAACGGAGCUCAAUGGGAUAGUUGACGGUUUGAGGGCAGGUUUAAUGUUAUUGAUUUAUCAGAAAUGGGAGUCUACGAAACUGGCUUUUUAUAUGGAGAUGGGUCAUCGUUUGACAUGAUGCCACGGGACUGCAAAAAAAGUACAGAU